Messenger RNA from Blepharisma stoltei, 1125 nucleotides. Lineage: Eukaryota; Ciliophora; Heterotrichea; Heterotrichida; Blepharismidae. The record is from the annotation of a GenBank genome assembly.
AUGUCUCUAAUCCAGCGGAUCGGAUCGAGUACAGAAGCAUACUUAUUAGAAUUGACUAUCCAUUCUGUUACAAUAAAUAUUCCUUAUCCAGCCAAGCUAAAAGUUGUGGUAGAAAGAGGUAAAAAGUAUAGAGAAGAGACUCCUGCUGUUGAAAACGAUGUUGUUCUAGGAACAACUUUUUUAGAGCACACAGUUUUAAUUCCAGUCACCAUGUUUAGAAAAAAUAGGUCUUAUUUGAAGAAAUUUGCAUCUUUUCAACUUCUUCAGAUUGUUAAAAAUAAAUCUGUAAAGAACGGCUCAGUAAAGCUCGAUUUGUCCAAAAUUUUUACGUAUAGCACAGACUUUGAAAAGGAAAAUAUCAGACUUAAACACUGCUCAGAUAAAAAUGCAAUUAUUUGUAUCAGUGCAGCAAUGACAAGAGUUGAUCGAACUUCAAGCUUAGGAUCGCUUUCAACAGAUUCAAUAUCAUCAGAAGAAGCAGAAGUAAUUGAUUUAAUUACAAUAUCUUUUGACUCUGAAAUUAGCAGAAUUUCAGAGAUUUUGCCAGAAAAGAACAAUAGUUUGAACUCGGUAACUUCUGAAGAAAACCAAAGCAAGGAAAAGCUAGAAACCAAAGAGAAAUUUAAGGAAAGACUGGAAAAGCUCGUAAUUACAGAAAAAUCACAGACUAGCAGAGAGCCAAAUACAGCUUAUCCAUAUAGAGAGGUUGAUUCUCCGUUAUCAGUUGGUACUAUUUCACCUCAGCUAAGAAGGACUGAGUUUUUAUUUUCUAAUUCUUCAAUAGAGUCGGAUCCAAGAUUACUAAGCCCUUCAGAAUUUAAUGACUUCCAAGAUAUCAUGAUUCUUGAUAAAGAAAAGCCAGAGCCAAAACCGUUUGUGAUAAAGCCAGUUAAAAUAGGGUGUGACGAUGAAAAAUCAAAUUAUACUAAUAACAACAAAUUAGAACAAGAAAUGGACUCUGUUUCAGAGUAUGAAAAUAUAGAAUCUCUGCCAGAAACUUCUAUAAAAAAAGCCAGACCUAAUGCACACAGUAAAGAAAAUGAAUUAAAAGUACGUGAGCGAGUUGGAGGUUUGAGCAAUACAAACUCUUCAUGUUCUUCCUGUAAAGGAUGCAUGAUUUUUUAA